AUGGCCUCUCUGGGCGAUGACUUGCUUAACACUGUAAAUAAGCUACAAGACCUGGUCUUUAAUACCAUCGGCAAUGAUUCUCUAGACCUGCCGCAGAUUGUUGUUGUCGGAUCGCAGUCUUCGGGCAAAUCCUCUGUUUUGGAAAACAUCGUUGGAAGGGACUUUCUACCACGAGGCAGCGGCAUCGUUACGAGAAGGCCUCUGAUUCUACAGCUGAUCAAUGUUCCUGCCGACGAAGACGAGCAAUCCGAGUCUGCAGUGCCGCAUACAGCUGAGGCAGUAGCUGAGCACGGCGAAUGGGCCGAGUUCCAUCACAUUCCUGGGCGCAAGUUCACAAACUUCAACCAGGUGCGGGCAGAGAUCGAGAACGAGACAGCCCGCAUAGCUGGCAACAACAAGGGCAUCAACCGACAGCCCAUCAACCUCAAGAUCUAUUCCUCGCAUGUCCUCAACCUCACCCUAGUCGAUCUGCCCGGCUUGACCAAAGUGCCGAUUGGCGACCAGCCCACCGACAUCGAGAAGCAGACCCGAACCCUCAUCUCUGAGUAUAUUGCGAAACCCAACUCCAUCAUUCUUGCCGUCUCUCCUGCAAAUGUCGAUAUCGUCAAUUCCGAGGCCCUGAAGCUCGCCCGACAUGUGGACCCUAUGGGCAGGAGAACCAUUGGCGUUCUUACAAAACUAGAUCUGAUGGACCACGGAACGAAUGCUCUCGAUAUUCUAUCCGGUCGCGUGUAUCCGCUCAAGCUUGGGUUUAUCGGGGUGGUUAAUCGGUCACAACAAGAUAUCCAGACCAACAAGCCCAUGUCCGAAGCUCUCAAGGCCGAAAGCGAUUUCUUCAAGCACCACCCAGCUUACAGAAAUAUCGCCAUCAGGUGUGGGACGCAAUACCUGGCCAAGACACUCAACCAGACUUUAAUGUCGCACAUUCGCGACAGGCUUCCUGAUAUCAAAGCCAGACUCAACACUCUGAUGGGCCAAACCCAGCAAGAAUUGGCUAGUUAUGGUAGUAAGCAAUUCAGCGGCAAGGAACAUAGAGGCUCUCUCAUCCUGCAGCUCAUGACCCGCUUCGCGACUUCGUUCACAUCUUCCAUCGACGGUACCUCAUCCGAUAUCUCCACCAAAGAGCUAUGUGGUGGUGCCAGAAUAUACUACAUUUUCAACUCGGUCUUUGGCAACUCUUUGGAAUCUAUCGACCCCACUCAGAACUUGUCCACGCUCGAUAUUCGCACCGCCAUUCGCAAUUCGACCGGCCCACGACCGUCACUGUUCGUCCCCGAACUCGCCUUUGAUCUGCUUGUUAAGCCUCAGAUCAAGCUACUAGAGAUCCCUAGUCAGCGUUGCGUCGAACUUGUGUACGAAGAACUCAUCAAGAUCUGCCACACUUGCGGCUCCACCGAACUUUCUCGCUUCCCUCGUCUUCAGGGUAAGUUGAUUGAGGUUGUUUCAGAGCUACUGCGCGAGCGCCUUGGUCCCGCUUCUUCUUACGUCGAAUCUCUGAUUGCCAUCCAACGCGCAUAUAUCAACACCAACCAUCCCAACUUCCUAGGUGCCGCCGCGGCUAUGUCGUCUGUCAUAACGGAUCGUAACGAAAAGGACAAAGCUAUGCAACGUGCCGAAGACAAGCGCCGACGAGAGAAGGCACGGAUGAAGCAGCUCGGCGUCAAUGGUGCUUCCACCCCGGACGUCAUCGAAGAGGAAGCCGAAGAGAAGAGCGCCAGCCUUACCGUUCGCGGCCAUUCUGCGAAAGCCAGCCGGAGCAUGUCACCGGCCGUUGGUAGACACGAGCGCGAGAAUGGAACCGUCGGUCCUCGUGACUCAUUCCUGAACUAUUUCUUUGGCAAGGAUGGUAACAUGCCCGGGUCUCCAUUGCCCCAGCCUUCGAAUAUGGCACCACGUCACGUCAGUCAAAACCUUGAGCCCAGCAUUACACAAAGCAUGCGGAGGCAAGAGCGAGCUAGCUUCUCGGAUGCUCGAAGCCAAACACAUCAUCGCGAGUACAGUCAAGAUGAUUUUGUGCGAGAGCCAGAAAACGGUGACACUGACACCCCCUUAUUCCCCGAGAACCCGACCGAACCCGCCCUUACCGAUCGCGAACAGUUGGAGACGGAGCUCAUCCGCCGCCUCAUUUCCAGCUACUUCAACAUUGUUCGCGAAACUACUGCCGACCAGGUACCAAAAGCCAUCAUGCAUUUGCUGGUCAAUCACAGCCGGGACGAAGUACAGAACCGGCUUGUGUCGGAGCUGUACAAGGAAGAAUUGUUCAAUGACCUGCUCUACGAGGAUGACGGCAUCAAGAAGGAGAGAGAGAAGUGUGAGAAACUCCUGGCCACGUACAAGGAGGCGGCCAAGAUCGUGGGCGAGGUGUUGUAA
This is a messenger RNA of Cyphellophora europaea CBS 101466, 2370 nucleotides long. RefSeq lists its product as uncharacterized. The record is from RefSeq and is a predicted model, not a curated record. Gene Ontology annotation, cellular component: microtubule; cytoplasm; membrane. NCBI's taxonomy places the organism in Eukaryota, Fungi, Ascomycota, Eurotiomycetes, Chaetothyriales, Cyphellophoraceae. The transcript has 2 exons. Bases 1 to 2370 code for a protein of 789 amino acids. Gene Ontology annotation, biological process: peroxisome fission; mitochondrial fission. Gene Ontology annotation, molecular function: GTPase activity; GTP binding; microtubule binding.